Molecule: messenger RNA, 2295 nt
Organism: Scheffersomyces amazonensis
Lineage: Eukaryota; Fungi; Ascomycota; Pichiomycetes; Serinales; Debaryomycetaceae
Product: kinase-like domain-containing protein
Exons: 1
Coding region: 459-2126 (555 amino acids)
Biological process (GO): intracellular signal transduction; protein phosphorylation
Cellular component (GO): cytosol
Molecular function (GO): ATP binding; protein serine/threonine kinase activity
Source: RefSeq, a predicted model, not a curated record
UGGGGCUAUUUCGAAGUAGUUCUAAGUCAAAAUCAAAAGACAACUCCCCAGCACUCAAGUCUAGUCGAUCAAAUUCGCUAACUUCAAUAACGAGUCAAUUAUCCAAUUUAAGCAUUAGUAAAUCUAUCACUGCGAAUAGCAAUACCAAUAUCACUAAUGGUAAUGAUACCAAACCUAAAUCUCCUGCACCCAUUGACUCUAAUUCAGAAAUUGAUUUAAUAUCUCAAAGAUUAAAGAAAAGAAUCAGUACUAUAGUAGAAACGAAUUCUGAAGCUCAACUGAUUCAUUCAAACGAGACAUUAUACACUAGUGACGAAAGUUAUUAUGAAGAAGAUGAAUUAUCAAAUGGUUCAGAUGAUAAUGAUAGUGAUGAAGAUGAUCAUGUGAACGUAGUUAGUCAUAGUCACUAUGAAAAGUCUCAUUCCAAGACCCAGAGACAUUCAACACUAAAUGCAUUAAUGAAUUAUUGUGGAAUAGACUACUUCGUUUCAAAUAAACAACAGUUAUCUGAACUCGCUAAUCAAGAAUCCAAAAGAACAUUUUCGUUGUUAGAUGAAUCUUGUAAAAUAUAUCCGAUUCAUGAUCGUCACCAAACCAUCAUUAAUGAACCUCAAGUAGAAUUAAUUGAUCGUAUUCGGUCCACAAUCCUUCAAUUAAAAUCUCAAUCCCUAUCUCACCAGUAUCAGAUCCUACUGACUCAUAAGACCCUCUAUUCCAGAUUUGGAGUAAUUAAGGAUAUCCUAGGUAAAGGUAGUUAUGGAAUCAUUAAGAUUAUAGAUCCUAAUCCCAAUAAUGUAUCAUUGUCAAACAAUGUACAGCAUAAGCUUUAUGCUGUAAAGCAAUUCCAACAUAAGAAAUCCCCCAAAGAAUCCUUUGAUCAAUAUGUAAAUAAGAUCCUAUCAGAAUUCAUCAUCUCAUGCAGUUUAAACUGUAAGCAUUUAGUUAAAUCCGUUGAUUUGAUGUUAACAGUACCUGAAUUAUCGCAUCGUCGUCAACAAUCUUCGGACCUGUUAACUUCAUUACCUUUAUCUCCUUCAGCAUCGCCAUCAAGAUCGUCAUCAUUGUCUCGAUCAUUAUCUCCAGACUCUGCCCUUCUUCGAGGCCCUUCACCUAUGACAACAAAUGAUGGGAUAAAUCUUAUCACUGAACAAUAUUACUUUAGUCAAGUAAUGGAAUGUAAUCGAGGGGGUGACCUCUUUGCAUAUUUGGCCAAUACUGAGGAAUACCCACAUUCAACAAUGUCGUUGUCUGAGAUAGACUGUUUCAUAAAGCAAAUUGCCAAAGGGCUACACUAUAUGCAUAGUCAUGGUGCAGCUCAUUGCGACCUCAAGCUUGAGAAUAUCUUGAUCAAUUAUAAACGAACAAAAUCAUCAGAUGGCCCUAAUAAAGCCAAGUUAAUAUUGAAAAUUAGUGAUUUUGGUAGAAGCUAUGUGUUUAAAACUAAAUGGGAAAAGAGUGAAGAACUUGUUAGUAAAUCAAAAGGACCAAUUGGUUCAUUACCUUAUAUAUCACCUGAAGAGUAUGAUAUGUCAAAAUCAAAGGAAAUGGCCCUAAGCAAAAAGGAUUGUUGGGCAUUUGGAAUUCUCUGUUUGAUUUUGUUUAAUAUUAGAAAGUCUUAUUAUGACGGAGAUGGCUUUUUUCCUCAUAUUAAUGAUGAUGAAAGCAACUAUAAGUCUAACAUUGACAAUAAUCCUAGAAAUAGUGAUGAUGAUACGAGUGACUCCAAUGACGACGAUUCAACAGAUUUGAUUGGAAAUUCGCCACGGACUGUUUUCCUCUGGGAGACAACAGAAUUAAAACAUCAUCAUCGUUACUCUCGUAAGGGCCAAAUUUAUAAGGACAAGAACUUCGAAGACUAUGUAAAUCAUAGAAUGAUUGCUUCAUAUAGUGAUCAAACAAAAGAAUGGAUCAUACAAUCUGAGGGCACACAUAAAGCUAUAGAGAAUCUUUUUACUCCAUCACAAUCACUUCAUAAUGAUAUUGAUGAUAAUGAUCUUAACCAAAUUAGAAAGAUGAUAAUUUAUAAACUUCUUGACAUUGACCCUGACACACGCAUGAACAUGAGCCAUUUCUUAAAGAGUGAUUGGAUGGAUUCAGUUGACAACUGUAUAGAAUAUUCCGAAUAACAUCGUUAAGCUAUAUAUAGAUUAAUAGAAGCAUACAUCGAUAUAAGUAAAUCAUAUUCUAGAAAGAUGACGAUGAAUGGUUAUCUAUAUUUAAACUGGACAGUGUAAUACAUUAAUUAUGUUUAGAGCAUAACUAAUACACUACAUUCCGAUAUCUCAAACAUUACCC